CCGACCAGCCCAAGGAGGCGCUGGCGCAGCGGGUUUCGCGGAGGGCGAGCCGCGGAGAACAUCCAACGGUGAAAUUGGACGCCGAAGACCCACAAGCGGAGGCCCGAAUGCAGGAGCUGGGGCAGCUGAUGCGGAGCUCCUUCAACGAGUGCGGGCCCACGAACGUGCUGCUGGGCAAGCAAAUCGAAAACAUUGACCAGCUGUCGGAGCUGCGGGCCGAGAUGUGGCGGGACGCGACGCAGGAGUUCGUACCCGACCGCGAACUCUUCCAGGAGUGGCGCGAAGAGAGUCUGCGCAGCUCCCGCCGACUCGAAGAGCAGCGGUUGCGGCUGUUCCAGCUGGAUCUGGAGCGGCAGAAGCAGUUUGAGUCGCAGCUACAAGCCGGUCCUGCUGGGAAGGUGGUACCGGGAUUCAAUGUGACCCCGGAGGCUGCAGCCACUCCGAAGAGUGAUGGUGUGGGAACUCCUAUUUCAGCAGGCGAAGGAAGAAAGGCGUCAGACAUAGUAGUGGCACCGCCGCCGGCGGAUGUUGAUGUGACGAGCGCGACUGUUGAAAUCGUUGACACCGCCACGGCAGAGGCGGAUUUGCGCGCCAUUGGAAAGGAGCAAGCGUUGCUUUUCUUUCAGGAGCAAAGCCACCUGUGCUCUUCAACGGCUCCCGCGUCGGACGACAAUUCUACCGCCGUGGAAGGUGGUCCUUCGCGCCACAACAGUCGCAUCGCGUUUUACGUGGAACCGCCGCUCUUCGCCGGGACGACACCUCGAGAAGACGGAGAGUUUUCCUGGGCGUCGCAAUCCGACGGCUCGCAGUACUUCGCGAAUUCCGGACCUUAUCAGGGACAAGCCCAGCGUCCAGUGGCGGCCGACGAGCGGAAGCUUCAGCAGCUGGUGAGUCAGGGCCGGGUGCCCAUCACGCACGAUCCCAGCUGCGUCUUUGUGGAAACCAAACUGAAAAACACACGCCACCACGCGACGCAUCCACAGGGGCCGCGGCCGCAAGUGCGCUCAACUGCAGAUUCACCGUCGAACAAGAGCCCUGCACCCGCGUGGUGGUGGGACACGUCGACCGACAACGGCGGGUUGCCGCUCGCCAACCUGGACACGCUGAUCGCUUCCCCGUGGCAACUGGGAUCCGCACCCACCGUGACGCUGGAGGAGUCCGCGAAGUACAAAACGGGCGCCCGGAACUCCGGGCUCGACGUGGUCUUACCUCCCUUUGAGUACGCGCUGGACGAACUCAGUGCGACCGCGAUCUGUUCGGGCAAGGAGGUGCGGAGCGAACCGCCGCAAACCCAGAAGACCAUGAAGGAGCUGCUGACGGAUGAGCUGGACUCCAUGCUGCCGCCAACCGCCUCCGAGUCGCAGUUUGACGCCUCGCCGGCGCUGGGGAUUCCGUCGAGCUCGCGUGGUCACUCCUUAGGUGCGGCUUCCGAUGCACAACAGACCGGAGCGGACGAGGAGAAUCCCGAACACCCGCUGCAAGCCUCCCCCGCCGAGAAGGAGGCGGAGCGGACAAAUGGCGUGCGCGUGCGCAAAUCGCAGGAGAUGGAGAAGAUCCUGGUGGCCGAAAAGGCGUCGAUGACGGAAUUCAACCAGGAUUUGAUCGCGAACCUUUUACCGCCCACGGGCGAAGUUCUGGCGUCCGCGAACUUGAGUAACAGCGGGAACCCGAAGCCGAUGAAUUCCUCCCGGCGGAUCGAGGCGAUCGACGAAACCGCGCAGAGGAUCGGCACCGUCCACGACCUGAACGAAAGUCACCUGGCCCUGCUGUUGCCCCACCUGAGUCCGGCCGAAGUCGGCAAUGCGUUGCUGCACCCCGCGGCUUCGCCGCAACGGAGCUCGUUGAAGGAGAAGAGUUUGACGGAACAGCCGUCCCGGCAGGAGAAGGACGCGCCGCCACCCGAGCAUCUGCACACCUUGGAGCACUUCCACUCGCAGGUGGCGUCCCUGGACCGCACGCUGCCGCCGAUGGACUACGACUUGCGCGAUUCCCCGGCCGCGCAAAACCGCGAGACCAACACCGACGUGCACUCGCGGCACCCGGACAUCGCCUCGGUCCACAAGCACAUCAUCGACAGCCACGCCGACCACCGCGUGUUCGACUCGAAGCAGGAGGAAGCAGCGCCGCAGCCGCUGGUGUCGGCCGCGCAGCCGCUCCUGCCCGCGGUGCCGCAGGUUGCGGCGGUCGAUGCGUCCGAGCAGAAGCGGAACACCGAGUCGUUAUCGGCCCUGGAAUCCGAGUUCACCAGCAUGAAGCAGGCGCAAACCAAGUUGCGCGAGGAGAUGGAGCAGAGCAUGCGCAGCGAGGUGGAGGAGAUGCGCGCCCAGUUGCGGGCGCAGAUGCAGCAGGAGCGGGAGGCGCAGCAGAAAACCGCGGAACUGCAGGAACUGGAGCGCCGGAAGCAAAACGAGGUCGCACAGACCGCGCGCGCGGAGCAGGAGGAGGUGCAGAAACAGUUGCAGGCGGAGAUGGCGGAAAAGAUGAAAGCCGAGGUGGAGGCCAUGAAGAAAUCCCUGCAACAGGAGAUCGAGCAGAAGGUGCUCCCGGUGCAGGCACUGGCCGUCGAAGCCGCGGAGAAGUUACAAGCCGUCAGCGCCACGGCGGCGGAGCAGGCCGGAGCACCGGCGCGACCGGAGAACCAAGAUCCCGAGCCCGCGCGGCCCACUUCCUACGCGCUGCUGAAAAGCCUGCGGGACGAGCAGGACGAGUUGCAGAAGAGUCUGCGGACGGAGGUGAGUGCGAAGAUGCAGGCCGAAGUGGAGGCUUUGAAGAAGGCUCUGCAGGAAGAGAUCGAACAGAAAAUCCUGCCGGUCCAAUCCAUCGCGGAGGCGGCCGCGAAGACGCAGGCACAACAGGUCCUCGAGUCGCAGCAGGCAGCGCGCAACGACGCUGCUGAUUUCGCCGCGGUCCAGGAGCGUCAGCAGGAGCAACAACGACUGCUGCGCGAGGAGAUGGCCGCCGUGCUGCGGACAAAAGUCGAAGAGAUGAAGACGUCGUUGCAAGAAGAGAUGGCGCAGAAGAUCCUUCCUGUGCAAUCUCUCGCCGAGGAGGCCGCGCGCCGCAGCUCAAAGCCUGAGCAAGGCGAACAGCACCCUGCAGACCAAAAUCCGGUCGCUAGCGCCGAGGCGCUUCAGGCGAUUAAGGACGAACUGCGGACGGAAUUGCAAGAGCAAAUCACAUCCACGAACGUAGUUUCCCCGCCUGCCGCACCUUCCGCGAGCACCGAGGCGCAGCUCCAAGCACUGAAAGACGAACUGCGGACGGAAUUGCACGAACAGAUUCGCCACGUCUCAUCUUCCCCGCACCAUCAUGUUGAGAACCAGCACAACGGUGCAACCAAUGGCACCGGCCCGCUUACCGAGGAGUUGCAGGAGAAACUGCGGCACGAGCUGCAGGCGUCUAUAGAGACGGAGUUGCACCAGGCGCGGGCAACGCUGAAGCGGCAGAUGGAGGAGGAGCUGGAAGCCGAGCGCAAGGCGGUGGAGCACGAGAUGGAGCUGAAGCGUGAGCGGCUGAAAACGGAAUUUGACCAGGAGAAGGAAACCUUGCUGAAAACCCUGGAGCGCGAGCGAAAAGUGCUGCACACCGAGGUGGACCAGGAGAAGCGGCUGUUGACCGUCGAGUUCGAGAAGCAACAAAAAUUGCUGGACCAGAGUCUGCAGCAGGAGCGCGACCGGCUGCACGAGCAGUUCGCGACGGAGCGGCGGUCCAUCGAGGAGAGUCUCGGCAAAGAGAAGGCCGUGCUGGAGCGGGGCGUGGAAAAGGAGCGCGAGGCGCUGCAGAAGCAGUUCGAAAAGGAGCACCAGGAACUGCAACUGCAGCUGCAAAAGCAGCAGCAACGGCUUGACGAAACGCUUCACGAGGACCGCGAGAAGCUGACGCAGGAACUGGUGGAAAAGCAGAAGGCGAUGGAGCUGUCGCUGCAGAAGGCGGAGCGCGAAGUGGAGCAGGAGCGGAAGCAGAUCGCACAGCAGAUGAAGGACGAGAGCGAGGCCAUGCAGCGGGAGUUCCACCAGCUCGCAAAGGAGAUCCACGCCACGCGGGACCACACGGCGCAGGAGCUCGCGACCGAGUUUGGCGAGCACCGGGCCGCGCUGCAGAAGGAGCUGGCGCGGGAGCAGGAGAAGCUGCAGAAGGACCUGCGGCGCGACCAAGAGCACUUGCAGGCGGAGCUGCACGAGGAGCAGGUGCACCUGCGCGAGGAGCUGCAGGCGCAGGAGCGCUCGUUGCAGGAGGAAUUUCGUGCGGAGGAGCGGAAGGCGCAGCAGCUGCUAGAGACCAAAAUCCACGAGGGCCAGAGCGCGCUCGGCCUGAAGGCGCGCAAGAUGGAAGAGGAGCUGGCGGAGGAGAUUUCGCGGACUCGCGAAGACAUCCACCGGGCCAACCGGGAGGAGGAGGACCGGCUGGAGGACGAGCGGGCGCAGCUCCGGGAACAGAUGCGGCUGCAGCGCGAGCAGAUUCAGCAGCGCCUGGAGGAGGAGCGCAUGGAGGUGGCACACGAACUCGAACAGGACAAACGAGAGUGGCGGGAGCGAAGGCUCAAACAGCACGAGGAGGAGCUCCGAGAGAAAAUGACGGAGAACAUCUCCGCACAGCUACAGCAGGAUCUCGCGCGCCACUUGGGUGCGCGGGAUCGCCGGUUGCAGCACAACAGCGAGCUGCUGCCCGCGGGCGGUGGCGUGACCUCCUUUGCGUUGCACGACUCGGAGGGCGAGUUGAUCGGGAGCCGAGCGACAUUGAUUGACGAUCUCCAUCCGCACCUCGGCGCACGACACUCCAAGAGCCGACGUUCGCAUUCGCGCGGGGGUUCUGCGCUGGAGGAGGAACAGGCACUGGAUAUGCUGCUCGAGUCCACGAUGCGGCACCGUCACCGGCGCAGGGAGCGCGAGCGCAGUGCUAUUGCCGACGGGGACGUUUUGCAGCUGACGCAGAAGACGGAUCACCUACUGCGUUCUCGGGACGGAAUUGCAGCGCGCGAGCACGCCGGGGCGCACCGGCACACUCGGGCGAGCAAAAGCCCCAAGACGUCGCAACACCUGCACUCGGGGAAGUACAGCAGGCUUGGCCCGGACUUCGACCACGAUCAGUACCUGAACCACAACGACUACAGCAACCUGAACGACGAGCUGAUCAGCUCGAAGGCGAGUUCGCACCGCCGCGAGCUGCUGGACUUCCUGUGCGUGGCCAACGGCACCACCACGAGGGGCGCUUCUCUCGCAGGCCCGAACAAGUACUUGGCGGGGACCUCUCUCGCGCACUUGAACGUCCGACCGCAGCUGCGGGAUUUGAUCCAAGCGCCGGCACCGCACCUCGGCGGACGACACCCCGGAAGGCACGUCGGGGAGGGCGAGGCCAUGCUCAAAGACGAGGAUGUGCCCGAGCGCCCUGUACAGAUAGAGAUUGAGGAUCGGACGCGAAGCCACGUCGAGCAGGACGAGCACGCACAGAGCCAAAAAGUGCUGCUGCAGACCGUGGACGCGCUCAUUCCCGACGAGGGCAGUGGCAGAAGCGGCGCCAAAGCUGGCGGUCCUUUGCGUAAGCCGGGACCUCCGGAGUCGGAUGAGAGUGACUUCGCAAACCACCCGAACUGGCUAGAAGGGUCUUCCGAGGACGACAGGGCGCCGGUCGUUUCCGCACAGAUUCGGUAUUCUCAAUGAAUUGAGAUUUUUCAUUUAUUCUGUUGUCCAAUGUUCCUGCUAUGCGUCUUCAAUAGAAAACUGAUUCGGACUAUGAAUGAUUGACAUUCCCCAGCAGCACUUCGUUCAGUGCAUGUUUCAAAAAACAAAUACAGGACGCCGCCGACCAGCCUCCCGGUCGUAUCGCUGCUCCCGAAGGCCGCAGCGAGUGCCGGACUGUCACAGCCGGCCGGCCAGCACACCGACUUCGAGUCGGACAUGUCCGAGCGUCCCCCCGUAACCACCUCGGAGGACGAUGACUUGGCAGUGGGCACCACGAUUCAGUACUUUGCCGAGAAUAGCCGGAUGUGGAUCCCGGGGCGCGUGAUGGCGAAAACCUCCAGUCUUAAGGGAAGCCACCUGUACUCCGUCCGGGUCUUUCACGGUGCGGGAAACCAUAAGGAGGAGGUAAACAUCGAGAAUCUGCCACGCGACCGUUUGAGAAGGAAAAAACCCUACGCCGGUGUGGUAGCCAACAGUUACAGCGCGCACGAUCCAAAGAAGAACAAUCACGGGCAUCCGCAGCAUAACGGGCAAGGACAACAUGGGGAACACCUCGACGUGGAGCAGGAAGAUAGUAAGAAGCCACGACAGGAGGGCGAAGCAGGGCCGUAUGACGUCGGACACUUGGACGAUGAAAGAUUUUGAGUUUGGACACAGUUCGUGAUUUCAUCUCGGCCAAUAAUUUUUGCUACCCGUACUAUGAUUACACUGUGUACAAUGAUUUCUUUUGACCCAUUUCGAUGUAAUCCACAUACGACCUACUGGCACGUUUAGUUCUACCCCAGUUAGCGGUAAAGUUUCCGCGAUCUCGAAAGAACCUAGGAUUGAAAAUUUUGCAUACCCCGAGAUUUUUUCGAUGUCUGACUUUAAUGGGAGAAACCCAUUUCCUGGUGGCUCUUUACUUGGUUAUAUAUCUU
Messenger RNA from Amoebophrya sp. A120, 6595 nucleotides. NCBI's taxonomy places the organism in Eukaryota, Dinophyceae, Syndiniales, Amoebophryaceae. The record is from the annotation of a GenBank genome assembly.